AUCUCGCGUGCGCGCACGAGAGAAAGAGAGAGAGAGAAAAACCCUGUGAGAAAAGGACAGAGGGUGGCGCGCGGCGGGCAGAAGGGAGGGCAAGUAAGAGCGUGAGAAGGGGGGAGAAAGAGGGAAAGAGAGCAGCGAAUUCGCGAGUUAUCGCAGCGAGAGAGUACGGGCGAACGAACGAAGCAGUGAAUAUAUAUAUUUCCAUAUCGUGCGACGUGUUGUCCGUUUCGCAGAAAUACCCAAAGGAUAAGUUAGGGGAAGACCCGGAGCGGCCGUUCACGCGCGCCUGCCCGCUCGCGCUCCGCGAGAGAGAGGCUCCGUCGCCGUCGCCGUCGCCGUCAUCGUCAUCGUCGUCGUCGUCGUCGUCGUUCUCCUCCUCCUCCUCCUCCUCUUCUUCGCCGUACGUAAGGAUAGUGUGCGCGGGGCCCCGCGCGAUUGCGCUCUCGUCUACUAUUCGCUUUCGUCGCCAGCUCCGAUUGGACGUCACCAUCAUCGAGGACCACCGCCACCGUCCCGUCAUUGUCCCACGGUGCGGUGUAUCCGAUAUCUUUUCCGCCUGCUUACGGCGAAUGUGGAAGCUUAACGGCGUGUUACGGCUGCCGAGCCACCGCCGUCGUCGCUGCCGCUACUGUGCAUCUCGCCGUGCGUCCGCGUCGAUACUCAACAACAUCGUUUGGAGUACGACGAGCACCAUUGCACGGCUGUGAAACGGUUCUCUUUCGCGAGGAUCUGAUUGUCAACCCGAUUGUGUGCGGUGCCCUCGAGAACAAGAACAAGAGCGAGAAAGAAAGAGACAGAGAGAGAGAGAGAGAGAGGAAGAGAGAGAGAGAGAGAGAGAGAGAGAGAGGGAGCGAGAAAGACGGGCAGAUAGAGGGAGAGAAAGCAAGAGAAAGAGAGAGAGAGAGAGAGAGAAAGAAAGAGAGGCCGCCCGCUGGUUGUCCGUUCCGCUGCUCCACACUUUCCUCCCACCCAAGUGGUAUCAAUGUUGUCUGGCAAUGGUGUGUAAGGAGAACGUGGUAUCAUGGUUUGGGAAUCUGUCCAGUUAUAAACGUAUCGAUGUGAUGUGUACAUUACUGAACAUGUGCUUGCCGUUUGAAGUACGAUAUCUCGGCACAUGUGUCGAGGAUAUCGGUAAACGGGACUACAAUGAUCUACGUGACACGGAACACCACGCGAACAGCGCCUCCGAGCUGGCCGAGCUGACGACCUCCAGUGUGACGGAUAAGCGCACAAGGAGAAAACUGGCUCUCUACAUGGCAUUAUUGCACUCGUGCAACUACGCUUGUGCGGUGAUCCUGUACAAGAGUCUGUCGAACCUUGACCAUCAGGAGAUCACUAACCUGUUGAACGGGACCACCUUUAACGUGGACGACCAACCCCUGGAAGAGUUGCUGCUGCUGUAUACGAUGGCACUGAAUCACCCAGCCUUCACAUAUGAACAAAAGAGCGUAUUCGGCAACAUAUUCAUCAAGCUCCAGGAAGAAGAGGGUCGUCUGAAUCUUUCAAAGAUUAACUCUUCUUUUAAACCGACACAAGGUUGUACACCAUGCAUGAAUACGAACGAAAGAUUAAUGGAGCCUGAGAUACCAGGUAGCUGCUUAAUGCCGCCACCGCCAAUGCAAUCUUAUCAUGGAGAAAUGGGAAUGAGGAACAACGCUAUAGUUACCGGAGUACCACCUGGUCUCACGAUACCUCCACCAGGACUGUGCUUACCUAAUCCAGAGCAAAUGCCUAUGGGAUCCGGCGGUACUACGCAAUUCGUUCAUCUCGGUUUCCCAUCCAUGAAUCAUAUGCCUCCUUGGACAAGUCCGGUUAUGAUGGGAAAUCAGCUGAUGUAUCAUACCAGCGAUGUAUUGGCUUAUCCCCAUUCCCCUUUAGUCAGUCGCCAAUCCUCGCCAUCUCAGUCACGAUCUCCUAGUCGCAGUAACUCGCCGAUGGGUCGUGGCAGGACUAGUGCUAACUCGCGCGCAUCUUCGUCCUCGCAAUCUACCCAAUCCAACUCAACCAAUCUCACGUCGUCGAGUGUCACAAACAGCCAAACGAGCAACUCGAUUGCGAAUACUACUAGUAACAGUAACAACUCCCUGCCACCUCUACCAACGCCUGGUGCGAGCAGAAGUCUUCCUAGUCAAUCGCCAUUACUCCCAUCAUCGCGGUCCGUUCCCCUAUCUAAUACGAAUUCGUCGGGUUUCUCUCGGCAUAACAUCGACAACACUUCUCUAAUUUCGGCUAACCAAUUGAAACAGCCUCCACCACCACGGCUUAGGCCAUCCAACUCUGGUGAUUCUCUUCGAGAAACGGUGGGAAAAGAGACACCAAAUUAUAAAAGCAACUUGCAGAACUACUCUCGCGAUGAGAUCAGAAGAAUGAGUGACGAAGACUUAAGGGACAUUGGCUUGACACCAAAUGCUGUGGGUCAGUUGAGGAAUAUAGUUAAAAGUCAGACUAGCAAUGGCUUAAAUCAGAUUUCUACAGAUAAGAAGCUGGACAGCGUAAGCAAUACCUCACAUUCUCUCGCCGAAUCGAUUGAAAACGAGGCAUCAGGCAUGGAGUUUUUAGGUGAUUCAAGCAGUAAUACAAGCGGGAAAUCGAUGCCAUUACAAGAACAGCAUCCGGCAAUGCAUCAUUAUCACAAUCACAUGACUACUUUAAAUAUUCGACGAUAUCCUGGCCUACCGUCGAUAGAUCCUGCGCAAAUACAAAUGUAUCCUGCACCACCACCAAUGUAUACGACUCAGAACUCACCAUGUUAUGGUUGUCUCACUGUGCCAGUAGCUGGAAUGCAAAAUCGAUAUUCAAGAUGUAAUGCUCAGCACGUGUAUUGCCUUGGACAACUGCAGGCGCUGCGACUCGACUCCGAAAGUAGCCGGCACUGUUCCCAGAGCAGUAGUUCCGAUAGUACCGGCAGCAGAUCGCCUCCCGAGACGCCUCCGGCCGCGCCGUGGGUCAGUAACAACGGCGGUGGUGACAAUAACGUUGCACCGCCUGUUACUGAUCACAUGAGCUCCACGCCGGUGCAUUCCACGGCGACGGCGCCGCCACACGUCGUGUCAGCACCUCAGCAGUCGUCAAUGCAAUCGUCGGUGCCACCGGAGAGCAGGCAACUUACUCGAAAAAAUUCGCAGACGCGCACGAUGCGACAAAAGAGCCAAGGGAUACUGAACGGAGCCGGCAACGGAAACGGCGGACCGCCGAGUCUGUCGCAUUGUGUCUCCUUCCCGGCGCCACCGACGCACUCGCAGCUCACGUAUUUGCCGCACGGUCACUUCCCAGCGAUACGACCCAGUGGCGGCAUUUACUCCAACUUUUUACACGGGCCGUCCGCGCGACCAGCCUACCAACCGGCGUACCAACCGAAUGGCGAGAUUAUGUAUCCGUAUACAGGUCCCGCGUCCGGUAGCACUCCACCGCCGCCGCCAAACGCGGCCGCAGCGCCAGUACAAGCGUCAUACAUGCCACCAUCACCGGUGGUGACGUACGCAGCGGCGGUAAUACCGCAGCCAAAGAUCUCCUGUUAUAAUUGUGGCAGUAACAGUCACCUCGCGGUAGACUGUAAGGAUCAGACAAUGGAAGACAUUACGAAGAAAGCCCAAUACCGACUGGAUUAUACGAUAAUGAAGCAACCUGGGGAGUGCUCGAGUUCCGACAAGUGAUCCCCUGCCAUGGACCACCAUUCUGCUACCACUCGUCACAAUUCUCACCGCCACUGUAACCACAACUAUUGUCAUCAUUGUCAUCACCAAUAUCACCAUCGCCACGAUCAUCAUCACUGUUACCGUCACUGUCACGAUCACCAGCACACCUGUCGUUGUGAUCACCUAUAUGUCAGUGCGAGCCGAUUUAAGGACAAGACGUUGCGUGAUGACAACCACUAUCGUUCCUCCUUUCGCUUUUCGGUAAUUUUUCUAAACGCUCUAUUCUACAAUCGGAAUGAUAAUGACGAUGGUAAUGUAAAUAUCGACGCUGAUAAUGAUGAUGAGGUUGAUGAUAACGCCGAUGCCAAGUACGAUAAUGACAGCGACGAAAUUUUUCUAACUAAGGACAUUUCACGAUUUAUGGUACGAGGUAUACCUUUUGCAAGUUCUUAUGUAUGAUAGUGAUUGAAAAGUGAUCUAACUAAAUGUAAAAUAUAAUUUAGUAGUAUUGUACAAAGAAAGAGCAAAAGCGAAACGAGAGAUAAUUGAGAGACCGCAUUAUAUGAAACACAAUGUCUUGUUUGUGUUUCUUUUACUAGGACACGUUUCAAGAGACUUUUGGAUUAAAAAUAAUGAUUUAUGUCAGCGACACUUAUUGGCUACAUAUCGCUGUGACUUUCAUCUGCUCCUAUUUUCUCUCCCUAGAUUCUCUUAACGAGUAGCUAUAAAAAAAAUGUAAGGGAAAAGGAUAAAGAAUGUUCUGUGCCCCCAACAGAUAAGAAAGCGAAAAUUAUACGAGAUUCGACUAUAUUUAGUAAUCGAUACUUUAACUUCUAAUCUACUGUGUCUACGCUAUUACUAUUAAACUAUAAUUAUUACUUCUACUAUCGCUGUUGCGCCACGAUGUUUUUAUGUACAUAUAUUCUUCUCAAUUCUUACGUGCGCAAUGAUAACUUGUGAAAAAGAAGAAAAGCGUGUAAUAUAUACGUAAUAGUAUACAGUACGUCUGUUGUGUGUGCAACGUGUUCGCGUGCGUAUGUUUUGUGUAUGUGUGUACGCUUGAAGAGAAUAGAAUGCAAGGGGCAGAAAAACGAGAAAACGAUGAAAAGGGAGGAAAAGGGAAGCAAAUGGAAAAGAAAAAAUGGAAAUUCAUGAAGGAAUAACCUACCAAAAGUGUUCGAUCAUCUAGCUGUCGUUGCGCUCUUAUGUGUGUUGUGUUUCGCUUACGUGUGCAUGUGUCUAUACGCGUGUGAGCGCCUGUGUAAGUAUGUGUGUGCGCGCAUGUGUUUGUGGUAAAAUCAUGAAAUAUAUGUUAUAUGUAUCCUAUAUAUAUAUAUACAUAUAUAUAUAAUAUAUAUUUCGUAAUUAUACAUAUGUAUUUACUGCUCACAACUUGUUUCUUAUCUUGUACUUGUAGUUAGACAGUGAUUCUCAUAUUAUUUAUACACGAGUAGUCAUGCGAUUGCACGUGCAUUUGAAAACGAUUUUAUACGACUUUUAUCGAUUGCCGAUGUAUUUGAGCGUAAUCAACGUUAAGCUUUUUUACGCGUUUGGUUGCAGCAAUUAAUGUGUUAAGCGUGGUUAACUAAAUCCUUUGUACAUCUUUAUUUGUCUAUAUUAUGGAAUUGUCAUUUAAAAUAGAAGAAUUGCGCUGUCUUAAGAAAUAUAAAUUUUUAAGAGGCGUAUUUUUAUUGACGCAAAUUUUAGAAUAUUUUCAAAUUGACUCAGCAAAAUAUAUAAUUAUGAUAUAUAUUUUACAUCCUAAAAUUAAAAUUAUGUCAAUUUUUCUACCCUUUUUUAAAAACAUUACUUAUAGCAUUUGUUUGGUUUUUUAAACAAAACGUUCAGCAUAACAUACGUCUAUAAUUUUGUGAGGCAAGUUUUGGCACAUUUUUUUCUGAUUUGUGUUAUUAUGCAAUGGGUCUUGUUUAAUACAUCAAGAAACGAAAUGGAUUAGUUAACCAAAGCUGCAACAUUGUUGAUGCAAUGGACUCUUAGGGAGCAACAACGCAGGGUAAAACUGAAUAUGAAUGGAGUGACAGCCCGCUAGCAAAAUUGCUAGUGCAUUUAAAAUGAUUAUUCGGAUUUUCAUCAGCGAAUGCGAGACAACUCGAACCCUUUGUACAUGGACGAAUUUUUAUGAUUGAAUCUUAAAGACGAAAGGUCUUCUCCUCACAGAAUCAUAUAUUUUCUUGUACGAACGGUCAUAAUACGCAAAAGUGAUUUUUGAAAAAGAAAAACGUAAAAAUGAGAGAUAAUAGAUAGCAAUGAACGCGAUAGUUGAGAAAUAUAUUAACUAGAUAAAGAGAAAAAUGGAGGAAAUUGUGCUAUUUGUAAGCAAGUUACGAGAACGAUUAAAAUGGUAACACUAUAUAAUGUGUUGAUAAGCCAAAUCGGACAUUCUUGAUGGAUAUUCAAUGUGUUCUCAGAUUUUAUCUCAUUUUUUUCAAGAAAUUGUCAGACUUGUUUUUAUGACAAGGUGUUAUUGAAUAAAAUCAAAUUAUAUAUUGGUUAUUAUGGAAUAUAUCUCAAGUCAAAUAAAUUUUGUGUAAUAAAAAUACUUGUUUAAUUAUUAGAAGUUAUCAACAAAAAUCGCCUUUCCUAGUUGUGUAGAAAUAACAUUGUUGUUUCACAUUGACGUUACUGCGAUUUCCAUAAAGAGGUAGAUUGAGAAAUAGAUUAAAUGUCCGGUGAGGCUUCACGAUUUGCAAAUAAGCAAUUUUUUUCGAUCGAUUGAUUCGUGACAAAUUAUCUUUUUCAUUAUAUAACUGAGUUUUUUUAUUAAAUAUAUAUUAGGAAUGUAAUUAAGAAUGGAAAUUGCUUGAAAAUCAAGGCAUUAUAUAGAAAUUAUUUCAUAUUAAAUAUUAAAGGUUUUUGACAAAUUCGGCUUGUGAGGGGUGCAAAAAAGAAUAAAAUUUUAAAAUAUGUUUUUAAAAAAUAAAGCUUACUGUUGCCAAGAUAUAUUAAAUAAAAAAAUAAUAUACAUAUUAUAUAUAGUUUCACAUGAAGCAUUUGCUAAAGAAAAUCACUCUCUGUUCACAUUAUUCUUCACGCGUUCAUUAUAAGUCCGGAACAAAGACCGAUUAGAUAAUUCUUUUAUAUAUCCAUUAUAUACUUCACACUAAUUGUUUCCUAUAGUUUUCGUAUAUGCAGCAUUUUUUUGCAUUCGGGUAAAUUUCUGCGAGAAAAGAUCAACGACCGAAAUACUGUUCCUGGAAAAAUGUUGGCCCUAGGUUGUUUGUUACUAAAACCAGCCCCGAAUUAAUAUUAAAAGGGUUGAUGUAAUAUUAAAAGGAUUGGGCAUUAGAUAUUGCAGUUCCUGUUACUGUUAAAAAUUACAAGAAUGUUGGAAGGGCGGCUGUCGUGUAUAUACAAUUGCUAGAAAGAUUGAUAGAAAGGGGUUGAUCCUCGCGGUACUUUAUUUCUUUUUUCAAACAAUUACAAAUCCGAACAAAGCCAAUAACCAUGUUUCGACAUUGAUUUAUUAGAUAAUUUGUAUCGUUGUGAUUGCGUUUUUUUUGACAUAAUUUUAAGGUCAUAUUUUAAUUAAUUUGAAUCGUUUCGGCAUUGAAAUUUUUCUACAAAACUUAAAAGCACAAUGGUUGGAAAAUGAAGGAAAAGAGUACAAGACUCUAUCAAAUAAUAUAUCAAGGUUACUAGUUAAAAAUUUGAUAGAAGUCAAAAUAAUUGCUUUGACUUCUCGAGUGUUAAGACAAGUUGAUUACGUCCGUUGUUAAAUAUAUAUCAACAAAAUGUGUCGAACGAAAUUUGUAUAGCGACUGUGAAUAAUACAUUACUGUUCAUAAGUUGUGAAUAUGAAUGAAUUAAAAAAAAAGUUUAUAGAAAAAUGAAUCAAAAAGGAAACUCACGAGAUAUUCUAGAUUAGAUUACGCAUUUGUCACAAAAAUGUAAAGGGAGUACAAGAAAUGUAUAGUAAAAAAAAAAAAAAUAAAAUUAUAAAUAAAAGAAAAAGAUUUAGAACUUUAAGAGCGUACUCUUCUAAAGAAAUAAGAAAGCCUUACUUUUAAGUGCGUACAGCUUAUUGUUAGCAUGUAUUUAAUCUUUCGAAUACUUAAAUGUAAUUAUAUUCCUGUAAACGUAAUUAUAUUAUUGGAAAUACUUAAAUGUACUUUAUA
Messenger RNA from Monomorium pharaonis (pharaoh ant), 7771 nucleotides. RefSeq names its product nuclear receptor coactivator 6. The transcript has 8 exons. Bases 996 to 3653 code for a protein of 885 amino acids. Gene Ontology annotation, molecular function: nucleic acid binding; zinc ion binding. The record is from RefSeq and is a predicted model, not a curated record. NCBI's taxonomy places the organism in Eukaryota, Metazoa, Arthropoda, Insecta, Hymenoptera, Formicidae.